Molecule: messenger RNA, 1955 nt
Organism: Neomonachus schauinslandi (Hawaiian monk seal)
Lineage: Eukaryota; Metazoa; Chordata; Mammalia; Carnivora; Phocidae
Gene: SCML2
Product: Scm polycomb group protein like 2
Exons: 11
Coding region: 16-1914 (632 amino acids)
Biological process (GO): regulation of DNA-templated transcription
Cellular component (GO): nucleus
Molecular function (GO): protein binding
Source: RefSeq, a predicted model, not a curated record
GACUUCAAAGUUGGUAUGAAAUUGGAAGCCCAUGACCCUCGCAAUAUGACUUCAAUCUGUAUAGCCACGGUUGUUGGAAUUACUGGUGCCAGGCUACGUUUAAGACUGGAUGGUAGUGACAACAGAAAUGAUUUUUGGAGACUUGUCGAUUCUCCAGACAUACAGCCUAUUGGGACAUGUGAAAAGGAAGGGGACUUACUUCAGCCUCCACUGGGGUAUCAGAUGAAUGCGUCAUCUUGGCCAAUGUUCCUCUUACGAACACUGAAUGGAUCUGAAAUGGCACCUGCGACAUUCUUUAAGAAGGAACCACCAAAGCCACCUCUAAAUAAUUUUAAAGUGGGAAUGAAACUUGAAGCUAUAGACAAAAAGAACCCUUAUCUGAUCUGCCCUGCAACUAUUGGAGAUGUUAGAGGAGAUGAAGUUUAUAUCACAUUUGAUGGCUGGAGUGGAGCUUUUGAUUACUGGUGCAAGUACGAUUGUCGAGAUAUUUUCCCAGUUGGGUGGUGUCGCCUGACAGGAGAUGUAUUACAACCACCUGGAACUCAUGUGCCUGUUACAAAGAAUAUAGCAAAAACACAGUCUUCUCUUUCCAAAGCAACCCAACGUUCAAUGCAGUCUCCACAGAAAACUGCUGUAAUACUACCAACACAGCAGAUCAGGAAAUCAGGUCGCACUAAACCACCUGCACAGACUUCAGUCCCUAAGAAGGGAAGUGCUGUUAAAAGUCUUACACCAAGGAAAAAAGGCCCAAAAAAGGAAAAAUAUUUUCCUGUUUUGUGUUCUACAUCUUCAGCUUCUAUAAAAUCUCUGGCCAGAGACCGUCGUGUUUCAUAUGAUAAGGAUGCUGCUCCUGGCACAUCUAAAAUAGUGAUGUCAACAGUCUGUGUCUAUGUAAACAAACAUGGAAACUGUGGCCCUCACCUGGAUCAGAAGAAAAUCCAGCAGCUGCCUGACCACUUUGGCCCGGGCCCCGUGAAUGUGGUGCUCCGGAGGACCGUGCAGGCCUGUGUGGAUUGUGCCAUUCAAAGUAAGACUGUUUUUGGAUUUCUUAAGCCAGAUCAUCGUGGAGGAGAAGUGAUAACUGCUUCCUUUGAUGGGGAAACUCACUCUAUCCAGCUCCCUCCAGUGAAUAGUGCAUCAUUUGCUCUUCGCUUUCUUGAGACUUUAUGCCACAGCUUGCAGUGUGAUAACCUUCUGAGUAGCCAGCCUUUUAGCUCUUACAAAGGUACUACUCCUAAUCCUGCAGAGCAUGAUAAAAAUAAAUCAGUAAAAGAAGACAUAACAGAAAAGAAAAGCCCCAAACGGUCUUCACAGGAACCUAUACCUUAUGUUGCUCCUGUGUCACCUAAGCUCCCCAAAACAAAGAUGCAUGCCCCCAAAGAAGAACUAUUGUCUUCUGAGGGAAAUGGCGUGCCCAAAGAGGAAAAGCUUCCUGAAGAUUCCAAAAACUCAUCACUAAAUCCAGCAAAUUCUUUAAGCCCUACCAGCAGAAAUCCUGUAAGCACUCAUACUGCAGUCUCCAGGAAUUUUUCUCCAAGUGUGCCAGGCACCUCAAGUUCAGCACUAGUGGGGACCAGAUCUACCAAGAGCAGUCACCAUGAAGUUAAAUUCCAAAUGCAGAGGAAAAGUGAAGCUCCAAGUUAUAUAGCUGUACCUGACCCCAGUGUCCUGAAACAAGGCUUCUCUAAGGACCCUUCAACCUGGUCUGUGGAUGAAGUGAUACAGUUUAUGAAACAUAAAGAUCCUCAGAUAUCAGGCCCCCUCGCCGACCUCUUCAGGCAACAUGAAAUUGAUGGGAAGGCUCUGCUACUACUCAAAAGUGAUGUGAUGAUGAAGUACAUGGGGCUGAAGCUGGGGCCAGCAUUAAAGUUAUGUUACUACAUUGAAAAACUAAAAGAAGGAAAAUACAAUUGAAAAAAAAAUGUGUAAGUUUAGAUUGGACAGCAUUCUGUGUU